AUGGCCGAGGCGCAGUGUGCCUCAACGUCAUACGACAAAGUCUACACUCCGCAACCCAUAAACUCCGAACUGAAUUUUGAUUAUCUCGCAUUUCCACCUCCAAAUCCGAUAUAUUUUGGCGGCCGAAUGGCGUCGGCUUCGUCCCCUCUGACGAAUUCGCCACGCACUUCAGUCACAUCAAUAUCAACAAUAUCAUCCUGGGGCUCGUAUUUCGAAACCGCCGGCAAUCAAUCUUCCCUAAGUCCGUACGAGACCGAAGACACAUUCACAUUUCCAGCAUGUUACGAUUACAACCCUGCUUCGGAGAAACUAACAUUUAUCCAUCUGGAACAUUCAAUAGAGGCGGAGGAAGACGAUCCUCCUUUUUCUCCUACUGCAGCCGAUGUUCCAAUAGCUGUUACAACUGCCGCCGACCUGCCGGUGACAGCUAUCGAUGACAUUCAUCUCCUUCGAGCUGAACCUUCCCGACAUGUCGACUACCUGUCGCAUGGCUGGAAGGAAGAAGAUAUCUGGGCUUCCCGGAGGUAUAUGGUUGGGAAGAGGGAGGUCUACGAUAAUGCAGCUCGAUUAGAGAAUGCUUCUUGGAGAACAUGGAUGAAAGUGAAGAGAAAGUUGAGGACCGUAUCUCCGGAAAAGAUUGAUUGGAUGAAGGACUACAACUUCACUUGGCUGUACAGACCAUUAUCGACGGCUCCAGAGCGAUCUUCUUUUUUCAUAUCUCCAACCCCCGAAUGCUCGAGUGCUCUUAGAAAUCAUUCCUAUCACAGGAACACCAAAAAGACCAUCUUGAAGAAGAGAAGUAUGCCCGAGGCCCUACUACAACGGUCUAUUAGCAGUUCAAAUCAAUCACGGCAAGCCGCUGCUUCGAUAAGAUCACAGCAGUCGCAGAAUCAUCACAGAUUAUCCCCACUUGUUAUGCCGAGCAGAGCAGUUUCGGGCUGCGCAACAUAUCAGUUUGUAUCACACGCAGCUGGCAGCUGUGAGGGAACCAGCGAAACGACACCAGCUAUGGAUUCUGGCAUACAAUCCCCUUUAUCUUCCCAGAAAUAUAUUCAUUUCAAUGACAGAGUUGAGCAAUGUAUGGCCAUCGAAGCCAAAAAAGAGGAUGACGACAUGGAUGUUAAUAUGAGAUUCGUUUACCAGGAGGAUAAUUCUUCUGAUGAAGGUGGACUUUGCCUCGGCAUUUCAAGUCGACCGAAGAAUGGAGGCCAGAAUUCCCGGGGAAGCCUAUUGGAACCUCAGACCAUCCAAAAACUCCCAUCGACAACCCUCAAAACUGAAGUGGAACCAUCUGAACUGAAACAAUCAACAUCGAGCAACGAUCUGUCUGCCUUGCGGUUCGGUGCGAGUUCUUCAAGCUUAUCCAAGUCUAGCCUGGGAUCAGGGACCGCUUUUGCCUUCAACAAGGAAGAUGAGGAUGAUCCUAUCGAAUGGGAACCCAAGUGGACCAAUCGAAGGAACAACAUCUCCCUAAACCGCAACAGAUUCGGCGAUUUCGACGAAGAGUAUGGUGGUUUCUCCGAAUGUCCACCCACCCCUUCUAGUGGCAGCGAAGGAAUCUUUGGACGAGCUGUGGACACUGUCAACACUGCGCGUGACAUUGCAUACGUGUUCUGGAAUGUCGGCUGGGCAAGUCGACAGUACCGUACCGACGCUCGAUAG
Messenger RNA from Orbilia oligospora ATCC 24927, 1662 nucleotides. RefSeq lists its product as uncharacterized. NCBI's taxonomy places the organism in Eukaryota, Fungi, Ascomycota, Orbiliomycetes, Orbiliales, Orbiliaceae. Bases 1 to 1662 code for a protein of 553 amino acids. Gene Ontology annotation, biological process: protein catabolic process in the vacuole; cellular response to glucose starvation. The transcript has 2 exons. The record is from RefSeq and is a predicted model, not a curated record.